CAGUUCAUAAGAAUCAGUAGCCUUUAUGCUUAUUUAUAGAUACUCCUUCGUGUUCGGUUUCACAUUUUCUUUUACUUAAAGAGUUGUGCAAAAUCUUGGAUGUCAAACAAGUCUUGAAAUUAUGAGAAACGUGAACAAUAACGUUGAUACGGUGAGCGCCGCUGCUUCUGCCAUCUUCUCCGAGUCAAGACUACAAUCAUCGACGGUUCAGAAGAAAAAAUGGGGAAGCUGUUGGAGCUUGUACUGGUGUUUUGGAUCACAAAAGAACAAGAAGCGUAUUGGCCACGCGGUUCUUGUACCCGAACCGGUUGCAUCCGGAUCAGCUCCGGUGGCUCAAGUCCAAAGCUCUUCGAGCAACUCAACUUCUACUUUUCUUCCCUUUAUAGCUCCUCCUUCAUCUCCAGCAUCGUUUCUUCAUUCAGGUCCUUCAUCUGCGUCGCACACUCCUCAUGGUCUACUUUGCUUUCCCGUCAAUACAUAUUCCCUAAACGAGCCGUCUUCAGCCUUUGAGAUUGGACCUUACGCUCACGAAACUCAGCCCGUAACUCCUCCUGUAGACUCUGCUUACACAACAAGACCGUCCACUGCGCCGUUCACGCCACCUCCAGAGUCAGGUCAGAUGAGUUCUGCAACACCUUCUUCCCCUGAAGUUCCCUUUGCUCAGUUACUUACAUCUUCGCUCGAACGAGCUCGGAGAAACAGCGGCGGAAUGGAUGAAACGUUUUCAGCUGCUGCGCACUAUGAGUUUCAGACGCAUCAAGUGUAUCCAGGAAGUCCAGGUGGUAACCUAAUCUCUCCUGGUUCAGGUACAUCUUCUCCUUACCCGGGUAAAUGCUCCAUCAUUGAGUUUUGUAUAGGAGAACCUCCAAAGUUCUUGGGUUUUGAGCACUUCACAGCUCGUAAAUGGGGGUCGAGAUUCGGUUCUGGGUCCAUCACACCUGCUGGUCAUGGUUCCAGGCUAGGUUCAGGUGCUCUGACUCCGGACGGUGGUGGAGGCCUUGGCUCAAUGCUUGCUUCUGGUGCUGUGACACCAAAUGGGAAUCUGAGGUCACUUGAAGGCAGUGUUUUUGGAUAUUCUGAUCACGUGUCGUCAUGGACGGUUGGUCAUAGAGUUUCGUUCGAGGUGACUGGUGAAGACUUAGCACGUUGUUUUGCAAACAAGCUAAACCGAGUUGGUUUAGAUGAUCAAACUUAUGCUAAUGAGGCGGUUUCGCCUACAAACAGAUGGAGUGACAAAACGUUGGGAGAAACAGAGAGCGAACUGAGUCAGAAGUUGAGAACGUUUUCUCUAGGGUCGAGCAAAGAGUUUAAGUUUGAUAACAGAGAAGAAGUUGUGAGAUCGGAGUGGUGGUCGAAUGAGAAGGUCGCCCGAGAAGGUGAUGACAACAACAGUUCGGGAAACAGUUGGAGUUUCUUUCCGGUGUUACGAUCUGGAGGAUUCAGUUGACUUAACUGAGAAAGAAAAAAAGGGUUUCUGUCUUCUUUAUGACCAGAACUAAAACCCUCUAACAUUGGAAGCAGUUCAGUGAUUUGGUAAGAUAUUGGGGUCUAACAACUAAACAUAUAUUGUAGGAAUCUAUGUUGUACUGAUAUGUUAUUAUAAUAUGGUAGACUUCACAUUUGGC
Molecule: messenger RNA, 1625 nt
Organism: Raphanus sativus (radish)
Lineage: Eukaryota; Viridiplantae; Streptophyta; Magnoliopsida; Brassicales; Brassicaceae
Exons: 2
Coding region: 122-1447 (441 amino acids)
Source: RefSeq, a predicted model, not a curated record